ACACAAUAGCACACACAAAGAGAGAAGUCACAAGUCCUGAGCACAGCAUGGUGGAGUACACAAUCACACCGGGUGACGUGGAGGUCGGCGUGGAGGAGAGGACGGUGGUUCUGCUCGGCAAGAAGUCGUCGUCGCCGUGGAUGCUGAAGGCGUGCGGGGCCCUGCUGGUGGUGGCCCUCUGUUUCGGAGGCGUCCUCAUGUUUGCUUGGCACUGGAACGGGAGCUCAGAAACCAAGACGCAGUCGGGUCAGACAGACGCUCUGAUCGGGGAGGACGGCGCUGAGAAAACAGAUCCCCACUACACGCUCAGUCGAAUCAGCAGCAAAGCCAAGGCAGCCAUCCAUCUAGAAGGAAGCUACGAAGAAGGCGAGAGCUCCGACCUGGAGUGGACCAACGGUCAGGGCCAGGCCUUCGCUCAGGGAGGCUUCCGGCUGGUCAACAACCAAAUCGUGAUCCCUCAGACCGGGCUCUACUUCGUGUACAGUCAGGCCUCGUUCAGGGUGUCCUGCGGCGACGACGACGGGAAACUCCUGGCGCCGCUCAGCCACAGGAUCUGGCGCUACUCGGACUCAAUUGGAAGCAGAGCGUCGCUGAUGAGCGCGGUGAGGUCGGCGUGCCAGAACACGGCUCAGGACGACAGCUUCAGAGCCGGGCAGGGCUGGUACAACGCCAUCUACCUGGGCGCCGUGUUUCAGCUGAACAAGGGCGACCGACUGUGGACGGAAACCAACCAGCUGUCGGAGCUGGAGGCCGAAGACGGCAAGACGUUCUUCGGAGUGUUUGCACUUUGAACUGCACAGGAACACUGGUUUCUGUUUGUAUCAUCCUCGUGGUGAUGUAGAAACUUCUGAAUCUCAAUUGAGAUGGAGCGCUGAGUUCAGACAACCUAUAAACUGUAACAGUUUGCAACAUUACUUCUGUUUUAGGCACUUUUUAUUUAUGUUGACCUGAGAUUGUACAGGCCAGACUUCCUCUGCUGCACCGCCUGCUGACGGUCCACGUUCAGCCUUCCGCCUGUUACAAGCUGUUUGUAUUUAUUUCUAUUUAUUUGUAUUUAAAGUUGUUUAGCUGUUUGAAGAUAUUUAAGUACUUUGUGCACAUGAUUAAAAUGCAAAAGACCAAAA
Messenger RNA from Stegastes partitus (bicolor damselfish), 1124 nucleotides. Its product is annotated as tumor necrosis factor-like. The coding region runs from base 48 to 791 and encodes 247 amino acids. NCBI's taxonomy places the organism in Eukaryota, Metazoa, Chordata, Actinopteri, Pomacentridae. Gene Ontology annotation, cellular component: membrane. The record is from RefSeq and is a predicted model, not a curated record. Gene Ontology annotation, biological process: immune response. The transcript has 4 exons. Gene Ontology annotation, molecular function: tumor necrosis factor receptor binding.